This is a messenger RNA of Anopheles aquasalis, 1591 nucleotides long. RefSeq lists its product as uncharacterized. The record is from RefSeq and is a predicted model, not a curated record. NCBI's taxonomy places the organism in Eukaryota, Metazoa, Arthropoda, Insecta, Diptera, Culicidae.
UGUUCACAUUUCUCCUCUAUUCUAUUCACUAGUCCAACAAACUGCACUCUGGUCGUGGAUCCCGUUGGAAUGGUUAGCCAGGAAAGGGCAAGACGCUUGCAGAACCGCAUCCAGCCGCAGCACGCAAGGUUUCACGAGCAGACGAGAGGUUAAAAUCACGAAAAAGGGGUUCUAAUUCCUUUUGCAACGCUCCGGAAACCAAUCAUCUGCAGAGAACGCACCAGAAGGCAGGCCGGGGAAUCUGCGCCCGAGGCACACGGGCGUCUUCAAAGGAAUCCAUCGGAAAGCGCACCGGCAAUCUCACAAAGGAAGUGACCGGUUUUCUGCCGGUUUGUGGCGCGAAACCCCAAAGAUAUCGUCGAAUAAUCCACGAAAAUGGACGUGGAAGUGCCGUUCGUGGAGCAAAUCCGGUCUCAGAGACGCAGCGAGUUGAAAUGGGACCAAAAAACGCACCGCAAAAAGGAACUGGACCGGAAUCGUGCCGGAUUAGGCGAGCUGCAUCACUCGCUCGGCGUGAUGGAAACCAUAACCGAGGCGGAAAUCAAGGGGCUAGCCGGGCGGAUCAAACGCCGGAAGCGCUGCGAACCGCUGGACCUUGUGCGCCUCAGUUACGGCUUUCAGCAGAGCCGUGAGAACAUAUCGCACUUUAUCCGCAUCACCGGGGCCAUCAACGUGAUCGUUAAGGAGCUGACUGGCCACGAUUACAACCUGCAGCUGUUGGCCGCCGAAUGUAUCUGCAACCUGUCGCUCGGGGACGACGUGUGCUGCGAGAAGAUUUCAUCGUUCGCCGGAACGUAUCUGAUAGCACUGGCCGAAAAUCCCAACUGUCGGCCGCUCCAACAGACCUGCCUUUGGAUUCUGCAAAACAUCGUCGGUUCCAGCCCCAAAGGAGCGCAGGUGCUGUUUUCGCAGGGCCUGGUCGUGGUGCUGAUUCGACUGCUGUCCACCGUAACGGAUCACGAAGCGGCCGAUGAUAUUAUUCUCACGCUCGAACUGGCACUCAACUAUAAUCUAGAGACUGACGCCACGCUAAACCAAAUCGUGCAGUGUUUCACCGGAAAAGCCCUUCACCCGAGUAGUCUACGGCUGCUUUACAAAUGCUACAAUCUAAUCCCGACUCAGGAGGGUACUACGGCUCACGGCGAAUGUUUGGAUGAUAUAAUUCGAGGAUGUCUCGAUUUCCUGGCCAGUGUUCUUGGAACGUAUCUUGAAUCACAGGCCGCCUCGAUUCUGCUCUCCAUCCGGAUCCUUGCCCACCACCUAGCAACGAGUCCCGGCAGCCAAAACACCAUGGUAACGCAUCUGAUGAAUAGGAAUACUUUGAAAUUCUGUGACCUCUUCAACGAGUGUGCUGCGUCAAACCUUGUGCCGCUCUGCAAGGAGUUGCUAUGGUUUCUCGGUCAACUUCACUCGUUCUGCGGUGAAGAUCCAGCACAGCUACAAACUUAUCUUGCCUUCGACAAUUUCGUGGAGCAUUUGAAUGUUCCAAACUCCCUUAUUUGAAACAAUCGCACUGAUUGAUCCCGAAUUUAUGUACACUGGAUGAAAUAAGUAUUUAUUGAAUUGAAUUGGUGCAGACAAGGAAUAAAUU